GGAAAAACAAGUCUGCACAGUCAUUUUUAAGUCCACCCACCCUCCGUGUUUCUCGCACCACUAGCCCCCGCCCAGCCCCGCUGCCAGCGAGCUGAGCAGAGCCUCUGGCCACGUCUCAAAACACUGCUUCAUUUCAGCCGGACCAGCGGAGGAGGAGGGAGCCGAGCCGAGCCGAGCCGAGCAGCUGCUGGACGAGGACAGGAAAGAGGACCGGGGGGCUGUUUUAGAGCGCACGGUGCACCGACUGUCGACAGGCAAGACAAGACGAGACCAAAGACUGAAGUCCUGUCUUCUCUGCAGCAGAGGCAACACGCAGCUCCACAGAGAGAGAACGAACAACAGAAAACAUCCCGAUCAAGAAACCCCAAGCAGAGACCGACAGCCAUCAUGCCCCGGUGGAGAGUAAACCUCAGCACCAUGAUUUUCCUGGUGAUCCUACAAGGUGCAGCGGUGGUGCUCUUCUACGGCUGGUACGUCCAGUUCAGUCCCUGCAGCUCGUCACCGCCCAAUGGCAAAGUCCACGUCCUGCUGCUGUCAUCGUGGCGAUCAGGCUCGUCCUUCAUGGGUCAGGUGUUCAGUCAGCAUCCGUCUGUUUUCUAUCUUAUGGAGCCCGCUUGGCAUGUGUGGACCAAACUGCAGACACCGAGUGCGAGAGUCCUCCGGAUGGCCGUGAGGGAUCUGUUGCGAAACAUAUUCCAGUGUGACUUCUCUGCGGUGGAGUCCUACCUGCCAGAGCGUCACAAUGUGUCUUCCUUGUUUAUGUGGGCUCAGAGUCGAGCGCUUUGCUCACCGCCGGCCUGUUCUCUCACUCCACGCAACCAGUUCAGCAACCGGACUCAGUGCGCCCACGCAUGUGAUGCUUAUGGCCUGCAGGGCGUGCAGGAGGCCUGUGGCACUUACAGUCAUGUGGUGUUAAAAGAGGUCCGAUUUUUUGAGCUGGAAUCCCUCUACCCGCUCUUCCAGGACCCUAGCUUAGAUCUCCGCAUUAUCCACCUGGUCCGAGACCCUCGGGCGGUCAUGCGUUCUAGAGAGGAGUCGGCCGCUUCCUUCGUAAAAGAUAACGCCAUCGUCUUGGAGCAGAGGAACAUACCAGCAGCCGAUGUGCAGUAUCACGUCAUGCAGGAGAUCUGCCGUAGCCAUGUGCGCAUCAACGAGAGGGCCAUCCUGAAGCCCCCUCCGUUUUUAAAAGGCCGUUACAAAAUGGUACGCUACGAGGACGUGGUCCGCAACCCGCUCGAGUCGAUAAAUGACAUGUUCGAGUUCGUAGAUCUGAAGAUGACCAAUGACUUGCAGAAUUGGAUCUACAGGGUGACCCACGGAAAAGGCACGGGCACCAGGAAAGAGGCCUUCGAAAUCACGUCACGAAACGCAAACGAUGUCUCCCAGGCUUGGCGUAGCACACUGCCCUACGGCAAAGUCAAACGCAUCCAGGAAAUGUGCAAAGGGGCCAUGUCAUUGCUCGGAUACAGGACUGUUGACAGUGAAAAGGAACAGAAGAAACUUGACAUAGAUCUACUAGUGCCACGGGAACCAUAUCAGUUCAGUUGGUUGCCAACCAAAACAGAGCAUCCAAGUAAUACUUAAAGGGUGACACACACCAAGAGACUACACUGGACUGAAGUCUGUAUUGUUUAUAGGCUUUAUAUGUCUUUAAUGAGUGCAUUCAUCAACUGAGGGAACUUUGGCACGAUGUCCAAGGUUAAAGCAUUGAUUUGUGCCCUCACAUUGACGGUGGAGCGAGACGAUUGAAAUGUGAAAUAACAGAAAUAUUGUAUGAGAAUACAUUUUGAGAGACAGAGAGGCUGACGCAAGGGAUAGAAAAUACUGCAACCCCGAUGCAUUUGGAGCUAAACUAGAAAACCAAGAUUCACAAAGAUUUGCUGACAUUUUAUGAACAGACUCAGUGUUCUGAGCUUCACUUCAGGCUCAUGUGGUAAACACAAAAUCAAUCUUACAACAACUCGGAUUGGCUUCGGUCUUCACAACCCCUUUCAGAAGAUUUUAUACAGUUUUGUUUUCAGUGUGUGUAAAUUAUUUGGUAGGAAUCAUAACAAAGUUAACAGAUAAUAACUUUGUGUUUGUGAAGCGUGGUGGGCGUGUGUUUUUCUUACCUGAAGGUGUAUCUGAUGAUUUGUGGAGCGGCUUCUGGGGUUGCAAUGGUAUGAGAAAAUAUCACGGUAUAUGGUAUUACACAUUAGUUGAAGUCGUCAAACACAGAUGCUUUGGGUUUUUAAAAAAAUACCAAAGCGAAAGUAUUUGACAACCUGGGAGAACAAUCUUUAACCCUUCUUCUAGAUUCUUAGGUUUUUCUAGGUUUUUCACAAAAUAUUAUGUCUUUGAUAUUUUAUUUAAAGGUCCAGUUUGUCAGUUUUAGGGGGGCUCUACCAUUUGACGCAAACACUGGCUCUGUUUUUUUUCAUGGCCACAGUAGGUUCCCCUACACGCUUGAAAGGGGUGGACGAGGUGAUGGGCUUGCGAUCAGCAACUAUACUGCUUAAGGCCACUAAAUCCUACACACUGGUCCUUUAAAUAACACUAAUGUGAUAGAAUUCAGUACUGUAGACAAGCAAAUGUAAAUGGUAUUUUCAUACAGUGGUGUUGGGCUACCACUGCAAUUGGAAGUGUCUGUAACUAAUGUGAAUUCACUCCAUUUGAAGCUGGUGCGACGACCCUUUCGUUGUCUUACGCUGUGUCUCAGUUCGUAUACUUCCAUUAGUGCACGUCUAUGCAGUAGCAUGUGUAGUUUCUUGUCUUUCACAGAAUUCCAACUAACACCAACAUAAGUCUACCAAAAUACAAAUAUGAAACAAACGUACAGCAUUUAUCGCAACCUCUUUAGCUCCAGCAGCUUCCUCUGCCUUCAUUUUCACAAUGCUGGUGGUCCCUCUCCUUCAGCUACAUUAUUCAAAAUGACUGUUUGACCACACUCAACUUUUGACUGUUGCGUGUGGCACUGAUGGACUCAAAGUAGGAGGUGUAAGUUUGGAAAUACAUGAACUGCGACACAGCGUUGGUAAACUCAGUACGAACAUACAGUAGAUGACAUGGAUGGAACGUCGUCAGCUGAUUAAGGUCAGUGGGGUUAUUUUGGCUUUACACUCUCCUUUCCUACAGUUUACAUCCAUCCUGUAAUAUUGUCUUGAAACUCCAACAAGUCUAUAGCACAUUAACUACACAUCCACACUGCUGACAUUUCUGAUGUACGCAUCGUUUAUCUGUGUUGACUAGUUUUAAUAAAUUUCUCCUUUUUUAAGUGAAACACUUGUGUGGACUCCCUCCUGUCCCAACAGGAAACUUGCUCAGUGAUAACACUGAAACAGGAUGUUUGUGACGGGAUGUUAUGAGUCACUCGUUCUCAAAGUGGGUCUACAACUGUGACUACUAAUUUAAAAUAAUAUAAAGAACUUUUAUAUCUACAGAGCAGUGGGUCCUCUUCUGUGGAGUCCGCCAUGUUUCUACAGUAUCCCAGAAUGGACAAACCAAACACUGGCUCUAGAUAAAGCAUCUCAUGCCCUCAAGUUUCAUGGACACCAUAGGUGUUCCACAGUAAUGGACCACAGUAAUAAGAGGAUGCCUCAUCAGGGGUUUAGGGUUAGGGUUAGACCACAACCAGAAGACCUGAGGGUUCUAGAGGAUUCACAGGUUAAGAGCAAAUCCAAUAAAUAUAAUAGAUGUAUAAACUAAUAAAAGAAUAAAUUCUGGAGCAGACAGGUAGGCAGUGCAGAAACUCCGAAAUGUCGCUCUGGUUCUCAUCAACAGACGCGCAGCUGAGCUUUGGAGUAGCUGUAAUUGAGCUGUAUGCUUAAUAACUUCAGUUUUGUCCAGGUUGAGCCGUAUAAAGUUCUCCUCCAUCCAUAACUUGAUGUCUAAAAUGAGUCGUGUAAAGUGGUGUAUCAUCGGCAUAGCGGUUUAACUUAAAUCUAAAACGUUUACUUUUUGGUGCCACUCGCAACUCCAACUGCAAAGUCACCUGAUUUAGCUUACAGUGCAGUUACUCUGUUAUAAAAGUAGUCAUGCAUUACUGCAAUGUGACACUGUAGUUUUGUUGCCCAUGUUGUCGUGGCAAGUCUUGCUUUCAAAUCUGCUUUCAUUUUGAUAGCAGCAUGUAAGCGUGGCCAAUCGUAGCAUAUUGCCUCGUAACUCAAGCUGUCUUUGAGAAAUCCUGAUUGGAAACAUCCUGCACCGUGUCCAAGUUCAUGUCUAAAUAUAUCUACAUGUCUGCACUUUGAGUGUCUAGAUCAGUAAAUUAACUAAAUGUUAGACACAGCGACUAUAACUCAGGUAUGCAGGUUAACACCUGUGUUAGCUCAGCAUGAAGACAUAAAGAAAUAAAAUACAAUAGAAUAAGGGUGCAGGGUUGCCACUUUGAGUACCAUCUCCUUCUGUCUGAUGCACUGGCAUCAGAUUUGCUGGUAAACUGCUCGUUGCUGCUUUGCAGCUUUUAAUUUUGGGUGAGUACAACUAUUUCCUUCUGUUAAACAUUAAUGCCUCAAAGCUGGAAUCACCACCCGCAGCUCUCAGCAUGCAUUCUCACAGCUUUGUCUAUAGUACAUCUUUCAUCUGCAAACUUACCGUGCAUUCGAAUCCCAGAGGGAAUCGGUAUGUUGUAUGAAACUGGGAACACAGGGCUGGUUUAGCUUUACAUACUAGAGCAUCUGGAUUAGUGGUGCAGGAAAUUCAAAACAGGUCCCGUCACGGAUGAAGCAACAGAGCAGCUUAGAAAGAAGAAAAACUUCGACAGAGGCAACAUGUAUAAUGUAAUAUAAUGUAAGUCUGAUGAUUUCUCAAGGGACGAGCAUUUGAAGGGAAAUUCCCCCCCCCAAAAAUCACAUUAAUAGAGUUCCAAAAUGUGAGCUCAUCACAAAUUACUCAAAGUCUUUGCUGUUGUUUGGCUUCACCAGUGACAAUGUGUUGAAAUAGCUUAAUAAUUACAUAAGAGUCUGUGCCACUGAGACAUAUAGAGCCUAUGGAACAUAAUGUUCGCUGAGUACACUGUGUUCUCUCAAUAUGUGUGUGCUGAAAUGUUGGUGGAUUUUCGAGGGGGUGGAUAUGAUAUGUUGCCUGUCAGGUAUUCCACAUGUUGUGUGUCAGAAGCCUGAAUCAUGAGUUAAGAGACUCGAGUCUUUUGACUGCUGCAACACUUUGUUCGGCGGACAAGGUUUUUAUUUUCUUUGCAAAGAAAAGGUCAGUCAACACACGAGCGGUGAAAGAUGGAGAAAAGACCCCAAAUAUAGGACACCUAGAUGUUUAUACCUGAGGGGCCUCCUUUCACGCCCCUUCUGUCUGUUGCAAGUAGUACACCUAUCGUAUCCUGCAGGAUCUUGUAUUCAGGUGCGGUGUCUCCUUAACAAAAGGCGUUGGUGCCUUUUGUUAAGGAGGGGGGAAGCUAUGCAUCACUAUUUACAGAGACAAAAGGAGCUGGUGACCAUAUUAAGAAGGGGGGAGGUUGUGCGUCUCCAGUGACUGAAACAAAGACAUUAAAUUUACUAUUACAACAGAAAAUACAACAAAUACAGACGUUGAUAUUCUCAGUCACAGUCUCACAGUCAUGAAAUUCAGCAGCUGCAGGUUCCAUUUCAGAGAAUCUGGUUUUCCAGUUCUUGUAGCCUCAGGUCCUCCUCCCAGUCAUGCACGAAACCUACGUGUCAGCCAGUGCUUCCAGAUCAGCUGUGUUGAGACCAGGAGUGUCGUUUUAUGAAGAAGAUGGCCCUUGAGUUGAAUCAGCAGAACUGUUUGGUGCAUUGUCCAAAAUUUUACACUACACAUGUUCAUUUAUCAGCAGUGUUACGGGUAUUGCUCUAGAAAGUUCUCUACAUUAUCCAUGUUGAUAACGUCAGUGAUUACAAAAAGUAAAAGUAUGAAUUACGGUUCCAGAUCUGCCACAAAAGUUUGCGUCAUUUACAAAUAUUAUAUUGGGAAUGAUAAAAACACGCUGAGAGAGUAGAUUCCAUUUGGAUGCCUUCAAGGCGAUAAUUGUUUCCCAUUCAUUUCAACGUUAUAUAACAUCACGUUGCAUGUUUUAUCCCAUUUAUCACAAAUAUGUUAUCUUUAAAUGGGAUUUUGAAUGCGUUUUAAGGCAAUAAUUGUUUGCCAUUCAUUUGAGUGUCAGAGAACAUUGUGUCCUCUGAUUGUUCUCAUAUUUACAUACAUAUUUACAUUAUUGGUUCAUGGUAAACUGGUAGUGUUAUUUGCAUGUUUUCCCCCAUUUACCAGAAAUGUCAUACUUUUUGAAUGGAAUUUUAAAGGCGAUAAUUGUUUCCAAUUCAGUUCAACGUUAGAUAAUGUCAUGUGUGCUUUGAUUGUACUCAGAAUUAAGUUGUUUUUGCAUGUUUUAUCGUAUACCAGAUAUACCAGAAAUCUCAUACUUUUAAAAUGUUUAAUUUUGAAUUUGUAACUGUGCUAACUUUUAAGGCAAUAAUUGUUUCACAUUCACUUCAACAUCAGAGAACAUUGUGUGUUUUGAUUGUUCUCAUAGGUACAUUAUUGUUGCAUGUUAUUGCAGUGUGGACUUUUUAAGUCAGUCUACUCGGGUGAAAGAUAUUUGAGAAUAUGAAUUUUAUAUCACAUUAAGUGUCAAGUUCAUUUUGAUACUGACUGGAUAUGCAUGUAAACAUGCAACGCGUGUGGGAAAUGAUCAACGGUAUUUGUAUGUGUUCAGGACCCUUCCAAGGUGUCACAAGAUAUAUCUGAAGGGUCACGAGAUGAUUAAUGUUGAAAAAUAUUUUAAAUUUGUCUUUUUGUGUAGACUUUUCUCUAAACUUUCCUCUUUUUUUUGGGGUAAAAAGUUGAAUAGCUUUACCUUUUCUGAAACAAUCUUUGUUGGAACUGCGUUGCAUCUAAGGGUCACAUGCCAAGAACAUACUAACAUCACUACGAUCACUUUACUUAGGAACACGUUUCUGAACAGUCCAAACUCAUAUGUGUAGAUUAAGUUAUUUUCACAGAGGAAAUGUGUUGGACUAAUGAAGAACAGCUACUUUAACCACAUGUCUUGUCUUUCUGUUAUGUAUUAGUUUGUGAAGUUGACAACCUCCAGUUUGUUCUUGUAUUUAUUUGAAGAUAACUUAUGAAGCAGAGACUAUAUGGUACUAAUGACUGCAAUAAAUAUUUACUUCUGA
Molecule: messenger RNA, 7118 nt
Organism: Larimichthys crocea (large yellow croaker)
Lineage: Eukaryota; Metazoa; Chordata; Actinopteri; Sciaenidae
Gene: chst6
Product: carbohydrate sulfotransferase 6
Exons: 2
Coding region: 388-1584 (398 amino acids)
Biological process (GO): sulfur compound metabolic process; carbohydrate metabolic process; N-acetylglucosamine metabolic process
Cellular component (GO): Golgi membrane
Molecular function (GO): N-acetylglucosamine 6-O-sulfotransferase activity
Source: RefSeq, a predicted model, not a curated record